AUGUUUUUCACCGGAAGUCUCUUUCGUCUCCACAACCUUGAGAUCUCUCCAUCGCUUCCCAGAGGAAAUCUCAGAUUCACUGUUUCUUACUCCGGCUAUGUGUCCCAAAACCUAGCCACCGCCUCCAGAAAAUCCAAUACAUGCCGAAUUUUUCACGAGGUUAUUUCUCGUCCUCGUAUAUUCCAGAAUCCCGACCGAGAUCCCGUCGCCGGGUACGGUCCGGCAGCAAAGGCGGGUUCAAGGUGUUCAGUUUCGGCGUAUGCCACUCUCGCAUGUGAUUUUCUUGGCGUUGAGACCUCCUCCAAACCUUCUCCCCUCGUUGUUGGAUUGAUCUCGUUGGCGUCUUGCAUGAUUCCGUUUUUCCAAGGGUCGAAGUGGCUCCCAUGUAACGAGAUUAACAGUACGGAGGUUGAUAAAGGCGGUACUAGCUCGACGAAGUCCAAUCAGACUACUACUGAUUGCGGGAAAACCUGCAAUGUUGCAUGUACCAAAAUCAUCGUUGAGAGGAACAAUUGGUUUUCAAAACUAUUAAGUGUUUGCUCCGAUGAUGCUAAGGCUGCCUUCACCGCUUUGAGUGUCAGUAUCUUAUUCCGAUCGCAAUUGGCUGAACCAAGAUCCAUCCCCUCUGCAUCCAUGAGCCCUACCCUUGAUGUGGGUGAUCGCAUAAUGGCCGAAACGGUUUCAUACAUCUUUCGGAAGCCAGAAGUUUCAGAUAUUGUGAUCUUCAAGGCUCCUCCCAUUCUUCAGGGGUCCACUUCCGGUGAAAAACAUUGUCCCUUCUCUACUGUGUUCCGUGAAAUGAUACUCUUCUACAUUAUGCAGCCAUGUUGUAUAAUCUUAGCCAUUACACCUGCAAAUUCAGAUUUGGCAAACUCAUAUGCACUUCAAAUGGAUGGGAUUGUUGAUCCUGAUGGUAAUUAUCAAAUAUACUAUGCUUUGUUAAUGAGUGCAAAAGACAUUCCUUCAAAUUCUGAGGAAGUUGAUCCUAAAUUACAUUUUUACCCCUAUUUUGAAACUUUAUGGAUCAUGGAUCUGUCAUCUGGUAUCAUUCAAGAAGUGGUCAAAGGAUCUUCAAAGAUUAUAGAGAUCUGUGGACAGUUGAUAAAGGAGAAAUCAUCCCUCGUAAAAGAAAUACUGCCUAGUCAGCAGCUGCCACAAAAUAAUUUCUCGGUGGAGGGUAUUUCACGUGCGGGUCUGUUUUAUUUUGUGUUUCUUGCAGAAACUUUGGAUGUUGUUCAAGACAUUGAUUGGGUCAUUUCUCUUGGAAAUGCUUUUGCAAAGCAGUAUGAGCUUUAUACAUAUGAUGAUGAGCAUUCUGCACUACUUCACAAUGGAGUUCUGGCUUGGUGUGUGCGAGUGGGAAGGAACCAACCCAAUGCCCCCGGAGUUCUGGCACCUUCCAUCUUUACUUCCUAUGUAUCCAGCUGUGUUUGCUCUAAGGGAGAUCAACUUAUCAAAAGUAACCUUCUCAACAACAACAUUCUACUUAAGCAGGUGAGUAAUCAAGAUUAAGGGAGACUUGUAAUCAUGUUUGACAUUCCUUUCCAGUAAGAAACAAAGUUGUAUGAUUAUUUGUUAGUUAUAUAUGAAUGUAUAACCCAUGUUAGCAAUGUAUUAUUUUUGUUUA
Molecule: messenger RNA, 1627 nt
Organism: Lactuca saligna
Lineage: Eukaryota; Viridiplantae; Streptophyta; Magnoliopsida; Asterales; Asteraceae
Source: the annotation of a GenBank genome assembly